CAGGCGUCCCUCUCAUUUUAUAUUUAACGUAUUACCUUAUAGUUAACUGGUAGUCCAAUUCCUGCCAGGUUUAACUUGAACAUCCAAGAUGUUUGUGUUCACAGGUUUAUUAUCUGUGGUUUAGUUUGUCCAACAAGAGAUGGCAACACAACCCCUGGUGGAGUGGGAAACUGGUCUCUUGGACUGCUUUGAGGAAGCCAGUACCUGUUGCUAUGGUUUCUGGUGCUGUCCUUGCCUUGCCUGCACCGUCUCAGGGAGAUUUGGAGAGAACACUUGUCUCCCAUUAUGUGACAUCUGCAGUCCCGCCAUAUUUGCAGCAUUUGCGAUUCCUGUGUUUGCGCCUCCUGCAGGUCUGUCAAUGAGGGUUGCAAUGCGAAACAGAUAUGGUAUCAAGGGUUCUCUCUGUAAGGACAUCGCAGUUGCUUGUUGCUGUGGAUGUUGCUCCUGGUGUCAAAUGCAUCGAGAGCUAAAACAUCGUAAAAUAAAUCCCACUGUUGUCAAUGUGCAGAAUACAACCGUUUUUGCCACACAGCCUGCUCCAGUGAUGAUGAUGCAGCCCCAAGGUUUUGUGACCCAGCAAGGUGCUUUCAUUACUUCUAGAUGAUCUUUAGGGCGUGCCAUGUGUCAGUUUGUGUUCUUAGACCAAAGACAAAAUCAAAAAUCCUCGUCUUGUGUGCGGUGGGCGUGUCACUCAUUUAGA
This is a messenger RNA of Labrus mixtus (cuckoo wrasse), 700 nucleotides long. Its product is annotated as placenta-specific gene 8 protein-like. Bases 140 to 604 code for a protein of 154 amino acids. The transcript is spliced from 3 exons. The record is from RefSeq and is a predicted model, not a curated record. NCBI's taxonomy places the organism in Eukaryota, Metazoa, Chordata, Actinopteri, Labriformes, Labridae.